Messenger RNA from Podospora pseudocomata, 2859 nucleotides. RefSeq lists its product as uncharacterized. Lineage: Eukaryota; Fungi; Ascomycota; Sordariomycetes; Sordariales; Podosporaceae. The transcript has 5 exons. Gene Ontology annotation, biological process: proteolysis. The record is from RefSeq and is a predicted model, not a curated record. Gene Ontology annotation, molecular function: dipeptidyl-peptidase activity; metalloexopeptidase activity. Bases 367 to 2643 code for a protein of 758 amino acids. Gene Ontology annotation, cellular component: cytoplasm.
GGGUAUUAAUUGAGGGGCAUCAGUACAUGAGGCCCAAUGUUCCCUGCCUCGAGCUCAUUUUGAAUCCACAGGCAAAGUUUCCAUCUGAAUGACCCCUCCUUCCCUUGCGGGAGAAAAGCUCCCGUCUCGAAUCUCGACCUUCCCCUCCAUGUGGUGGCUUGCAAGGCUGAGAGCUCCAGAUGCCAAGAGUCAAGACCCCCGCAAUGUGGCUGAAUAGCAAGUGGCGCUCAGGUAAGGUCUCGGCCAGCCGCGGCUGCAACAGCUCCAUAGUUGCAGGUACCGGCCGAUUCGGGCAGUUUGGUAGUAGGAGAAGGUUGUCAACUAUUGGAGCUCGGAGUUUUGGGCGUUAUUGUUGCCGCCUUUUCGAUGCGUCUUUCCUUUCGAGCCCCUCUCCCGUCAAGAGGUUUGUUGAGGCUCACUUCUUCGGCACCAACUGCCCGGCCAUCACUCGGUCGUCCAUCAACAGAUCUCAAAUCCACCAGAUCUCUAUUACCGCUGCAGCCGCGCCGUCUAUUCAACAUGAACUCCCAGGAGCUUACCCAGUACUACGCCGAUGCCCCGCCUGCUGUCGUCAGGCUCGAAAUCGAGAAGCACUUCAACGCCUUGGAUGACAAGGCAAAACGUUAUGCCCACUUUAUCAGCCGAGCAUCCCUUGCGGGUAACCGCAUAGUCCUGAGGCAGGUCUCACCCGAGUCCGAGUCCAUCUAUGAUUUUAUCAUUGCUCUUCACAGGGCCGCCGCUGGUGAUUGGAAGGGUCUUGCCAAGAAAGUUGGUGUUGACGAGGCCGGUCUUUCAGCUUUCCUCCAAUAUGCUGCUCAGUUCCUCGGCAACAGUGGCAACUACAAGAGCUUUGGCGACUCCAAGUUCAUUCCAAGGUGUGAUGAGUCCGUCUUCACUGCUCUUGCCUCUGCCUCGCCCGAGGCGGAGAAGCACUUGAAGGCUACGGAUGGCGCCAUCUUCUCAGCUGACAAGCCUGGCCUGCUUCACCUCGGUUUCACGGACGAGGGUCACUUGACCACGUACUACCCGGACUCUCCUAGCAUCAUCAAGGAUGAGAUUGAUGCUGUGGCCAAGUGGAUGCAGGUCAAGGGAUUGCUCCCAGAGAAUACCAGACUCCGCAAGACUGAGGAUGGUGUCUUUGAGCUGCUCAUUGCAUCUGCCAUCACCAGCUUUCCUGCCGAUGGUGGCGAUGCCGGGAAGGAGGCCGAGUUUGUGAUCAGCGAGGGGCCUCUUGAGGGCAGGACCAUCAAGCUGGUCUAUGGUGACUACUCCAAGGAAAUGGCUGAGAUCACCAAGAACAUCAAGAAGGCGGCUGAGAAUGCCGAGAACGAGACCCAGGUCAAAAUGCACACUGCGUAUGCCAAGUCCUUUGAAGAGGGCUCUCUUUUGGCGUUCAAGGACUCUCAGAGAUAUUGGGUAAAGGAUCAAGGGCCGAUGGUCGAGUCCAACAUUGGCUUCAUCGAGACCUACCGGGACCCUGCCGGUAUUCGUGGCGAGUGGGAGGGCUUUGCUGCCGUUGUUAACCAGGACAGAACUCGGGCCUUUGGCGAGCUCGUCAGAUCCGCACCAUCACUUAUCCCUCUCCUGCCAUGGGGCAAAGAUUUUGAGAAGGACAAGUUCCUGUCCCCAGACUUCACGUCGCUUGAGGUGUUGACGUUUUGCGGGUCCGGCAUCCCGGCCGGUAUCAACAUCCCCAAUUACGACGACAUCCGACAACUUGAGGGCUUCAAGAACGUGUCUCUCGGCAAUGUACUCAGCGCCAAGGCCCCAGAUGAGAAGAUCCCCUUCAUUGCGGAGAGUGAUCUUGAGGUGUAUAAAAAGUACAGAGAUGCUUCUUUCGAGGUCCAGGUCGGUCUGCACGAAUUGACUGGACACGGUUGCGGCAAGCUUCUACAGGAGACCGCCCCCGGCGUUUACAACUUCGAUGUCAAGAACCCACCUGUGAGCCCAGUCACCGGCAAGCCUAUCACCACAUGGUAUAAGCCGGGCCAGACCUGGGGUUCCGUCUUUGGUGGUCUUGCUGGUGCUUAUGAGGAGUGCCGUGCUGAGCUUGUGGCUAUGCAUCUCAGCUGUGAAUUCUCCGCCCUCAAGAUCUUCGGCUUCGGCGACGGCUCCACGGACAUUGACGGCGAGGCUGGGGAUGUUCUGUAUGCCUCGUACCUCAGCAUGGCUCGUGCUGGUUUGACAUCCAUCGAGUUCUGGGACCCCAAGUCUCAAAAGUGGGGGCAGCCUCACUGCCAGGCUCGUUUUGCCAUUCUCAAGUCUUUCCUCGAGGCUGAGGAUGAUUUCUGCAAGCUGGAGUACAAGAAUGAGGAUCUCUCUGACCUCACCAUUCGCCUUGAUCGCUCCAAGAUUUUGACCAGUGGUAGAAAGGCCGUUGGUGACUUCCUCCAGAAGCUCCACAUCUACAAGUCCACCGCUGAUGUCGAGACCGGUUCCAAGUUCUUUACUGAGAUGAGCAACGUUGGUCUUGAGUACUGGGGCACCAAGGUCCGGAAUGUGGUUCUUAAGAACAAGCAGCCGAGGAAGGUCUUUGUCCAGGCCAACACUUACCUGGAUGAGAAGACCGGUCAGGUCACGAUCAAGCACUAUGAGCCAACGCUGGAGGGUGUGAUCGAGAGCUGGGCUGACAGGGAGGAGUGACUGUCGAUUGCAAGAGGUGGUGGGGUUGAGGAAGGUAGAACAUGGCUUCGAUCUGUCCUUUAAAUACCUAGUCGACAGACAAAGCAACCUGUGGCCAAAGACCGAGGUUGAAUUGAAUGAAUCAACACAAGAAUCUUCACUCAAAGUGGUUGUGUACCAAGCAAGUAAAAGUAUUCAAAUCGCUCAUAUUUUGAUAACCAUAACAGUAUUAAAAUG